Molecule: messenger RNA, 1580 nt
Organism: Pistacia vera
Lineage: Eukaryota; Viridiplantae; Streptophyta; Magnoliopsida; Sapindales; Anacardiaceae
Product: protein DETOXIFICATION 48-like
Exons: 2
Coding region: 1-1536 (511 amino acids)
Biological process (GO): xenobiotic detoxification by transmembrane export across the plasma membrane
Cellular component (GO): membrane
Molecular function (GO): xenobiotic transmembrane transporter activity; antiporter activity
Source: RefSeq, a predicted model, not a curated record
AUGGUGAAUGAUUCGUCAGUUCCUCUUCUGUUGAAUUAUAACUCAACAACUUCUCUGCAUGAAACUGCUAAAAAUGUAGCAGAAGUUCAGCAAGAUUCUCUGAACUGCCAAUAUAAUGCGUGCCGACCAUCUCUAUCACAGGUUGUUGAAGAGGUCAAAGAGCUGUAUACCAUAGCCCUCCCAAUGAUUAUAACAGGCCUUCUAGUCUACGGAAAAUCAGCAAUAUCAAUGUUCUUUAUGGGGAAAUUGGGUAAGCAUGAAUUGGCAGCAGGUUCACUUUCAAUCGGUAUUGCUAACAUCACUGGCUAUUCACUCAUUUCUGGCCUCUCUAUAGGCAUGGAAACCAUCUCUUCUCAAGCCUGUGGAGCCAGACAAUGGCCACUUAUGGGCCAAACCCUACAACGCACCAUUGUCAUUCUCCUCUUAGUUUGUUUACCCAUCUCUCUUUUGUGGCUAAACUCCGAACCCAUACUUCUCUUCUGUGGCCAAGAUCCUGUUAUCUCAUCCAUCGCUUCUACUUAUCUCGCAUUCUCCCUCCCAGAUCUAUUCUUCCAAUCCAUUAUCAAUCCUCUCAAAAUCUACCUGAGAACCCAAAACAUAACUUUCCCUCUUAUGUUGAGUGCAGCUCUUGCUCUUGCUCUGCAUGCACCAUUGAACUACCUCUUAGUCUAUCAUCUAAGCCUUGGCAUUCAAGGCGUAGCUGUGGCUGCGGUCUUAACGGAUUUCAAUCUACUAUUAACCCUUUUGGUUUAUAUCUUCUUUUCUGAUACUUGUGGAAAAUCAUGGCCAGGCUGGUCACUUGAAUGCUUUGUAGAAUGGAGACCAAUUCUCGGCCUGGCAAUCCCGAGUUGCAUCUCUGUGUGUUUAGAGUGGUGGUGGUAUGAGCUCAUGAUAGUCCUUUCAGGGCUCGUGUCGAAUGGCAGUGAGGCUAUUGCCACCAUGGGAAUUAUAAUACAAGCAACUUCACUUGUUUACAUCUUCCCUUCAUCACUAAGUUUAGCCGUAUCAACCAGGGUUGGUAAGGAGCUGGGCGCUAACAGGCUUUUCAAAGCUAAAACUUCUUCUAUCAUUGCCCUAUUAUGCGCUAUUUUCAUGAGCAUUAUCGCCUUGUCGUUCAUGACAACAAUGCGAAAUGUUUGGGGCCAAAUCUUUACCAAUGACACAGCCAUUUUAUCAUUAACUGCUAUAUCCAUGCCGGUGGUGGGCUUGUGCGAGCUAGGAAACUGCCCACAAACCACCAUCUGCGGGGCGUUGAGAGGCAGUGCCAGGCCAACUUUGGGUGCCAACAUAAACUUGGUGUCGUUCUAUGGUGUGGGGUUGCCUAUUGCUAUCUUGAUGGGCUUGCUGAUGAACAUGGGCUUAAUCGGGCUUUGGUUGGGGUUAUUAGCGGCCCAGGCUGUGUGUGCUGUUAUGAUGGUGGGAGCUUUGGUUAGAACAGAUUGGAUGGUGCAAGCCCAAAAAGCCAGAGAGCUCACUGGUACUACCAUGGAAGAUGAAGCAGAGAGGGGUUUAAUAUCAGGACCAGUGCUAAAUUAGAAUUUAACAAUCAAAUCUACACUGUUUAGUACCUUUUAUUUGAA